Messenger RNA from Olea europaea var. sylvestris, 1838 nucleotides. Its product is annotated as DNA-directed RNA polymerase I subunit rpa49-like. Gene Ontology annotation, biological process: nucleolar large rRNA transcription by RNA polymerase I; RNA polymerase I preinitiation complex assembly; transcription elongation by RNA polymerase I. Gene Ontology annotation, cellular component: RNA polymerase I complex. The transcript has 4 exons. Gene Ontology annotation, molecular function: DNA binding. Lineage: Eukaryota; Viridiplantae; Streptophyta; Magnoliopsida; Lamiales; Oleaceae. The record is from RefSeq and is a predicted model, not a curated record. The coding region runs from base 148 to 1464 and encodes 438 amino acids.
UCCAGUGGUCGACCAUCAACGCCGCCCUAGCUCAUCACAGUUUCUGCAAAUACCGGUUAAAGCUCAGCUCAUUGGUCUCCCCGCCUGCUCCACCGGAAAUUUUGGAACAUUUAUCGACGUCGCCUCGCCUGUAAUUCACCUUACUUUAUGGCAAAAUCGAAAGAGAAGAAAAAAUUAUCACUAAAAGAAGAAAAGGUACAGCUCGAAGAAGAAGAAGAAGAAGAAGACCAGAACCCUGCUACAAAAUCGAGAAAGAAAAUGAAGAAAAAGAAAAGGGAGCAAAUUAAUGUGAAAGUCGAGACUGUUGCUGAAAAGAAAGAUAAAAUCUCCCCAAUAAUCGGCUACUUCCCUUCCGGUUAUGACCCGUUGAAGAACCACAGCGAACCAGAGGCAAGUGUCAAGGUUUAUAGGAAUGUGAAGAAGAGUAAUCGGCUGCAAAUGGUGGUGAGCCCCCAUGGAUCCCAGGUGGAUUUUGUUGGGACUAAUUAUUCCGGUGAAGCCACAGCACCACAGCUGUGCAAGUAUGCCCUUGGUGUACUGGAUAAAGAUACCCAGACGUUGAGAAUUGUUCCUAUUGAGUCGAAUAAGAUAUUUAGAUUGGCUCCGAAAAUUGGAGCAGCAGACCAAACUGAAAAAGAAAUCCUGGAUGAAGCUAAUGAGGAAGAUGCUACGGAGAAAAAGGCUAAUGAAUUAAAAAAAUUGACCCUUAUGUAUUCAACGAAGAAGAACAUUAGACAGGAUGUGAAACGUGAUGCUUUGCGUCAAACAGGAGAUCCAGGAGUUCAUCAGGAUUUGGACUUGAAAUUACAAGAAGUCGAGACAAUCAAAGAGGCACUUCAAGCUGCUACUUCUACAGAUAAUUCUCUCAAUAUCCCACCCUAUAAUUUGUUCGCCACUUCACCAGAUAUGGCAUAUCCACUGGACAAGAUUAUUUUAAAAGGGGAGUGGGAUUACCUUCUUGACAUUUUUGAGAUUUCGUGCACUGGGGGAGAAGUGGCACCGAGCAUCUACCCGAGAUUUGUCCGCAACAGAGUUCAUAAACUAGAAGAUAUUGAGGAUGAUGCAAAAAAGAGGAAAUUGGCUGGCAUAUUUUCAUAUAUCACUCAUCUCAUCAAGUUCAAGGAUAAACAUUCCAUGGAUGGCGUUUUAUCUGCAAAGCACCAUAAAUUCCCAAGUAUCUUUUCCCAGAAAUUUUCUUCACUGUUUGCUACUUCAAAUGAUUCAAGAAUUCCAGAUGAGAAAAAGAAGCUGCUCAUAAGUUAUGUGUUGGUGCUCACUAUGUUUGUAGACGAAUUCAAAUCGGACCCAUCUGAUAUAGCUGAGGAUCUUAGAAUGACACCUGUUGCACUAAGACCCCAUUAUGAAUACUUGGGUUGCAAGUUCAGGCGUGAGAAUCAAGUUUUGGUGGCUACGCUUCCAGUCCCGCUGGAAUUUCAAACUAUUAAAAGGAAGAGAAGAAAGUAGAUCUUCAGCAACAACUCUGCCUCGAUCACAACUUGUUUGAGAAAUUAUUUUCCGUUUCGUCUGAAUUUUGUUUUGGAGCAAGGAUGAUGUUAAGGGAUACUUUGAAAAUAAUUUGAUGGAGGAGAGGAAAGCCUAUAAAAUUAAUUGAUAUUAAUAUCAGUUAGAUCCUGGAUUACCAUCCAGCCAUUGUAUUAGUCCAUUUGCCAAUUGAUCUUUUGUUAUAGCCCCAAGCAAAGAACAUAUUUCCUUGAUGCUUUGUUUUGUGGUUAACCAGUAAUCUAGUAUUAAAUCUGGUAGCUCUAAUUAUUGAGCUGACAGGUGUUAAGACUCUGUUAUUUGUUUUUAUUGGACCUUAUCACAUACAAUUAUUAUUC